Molecule: messenger RNA, 2221 nt
Organism: Dendronephthya gigantea
Lineage: Eukaryota; Metazoa; Cnidaria; Anthozoa; Malacalcyonacea; Nephtheidae
Product: N-acyl-phosphatidylethanolamine-hydrolyzing phospholipase D-like
Biological process (GO): N-acylethanolamine metabolic process; N-acylphosphatidylethanolamine metabolic process
Cellular component (GO): cytoplasm; membrane-bounded organelle
Molecular function (GO): zinc ion binding; N-acylphosphatidylethanolamine-specific phospholipase D activity
Source: RefSeq, a predicted model, not a curated record
CCAGGCCAGGAGAAAGAUUUGUGAACUGUGAAAGCCGAUUUAUCAAUAUAAAAAGAAUAAUUUUCAAAAUUCGACUUUACUUCUUAGGCGGUGCGCUCAUUGCGCCUUUUAUUUUACGGAGACUACAACGUGUUGCCAUGGCUGAAGGAGGCCAUGAUCAUGGAAUUACUUAUACAAAGUCAAUAAAGGAAGGCAAUGUGUAUAAAAAUCCUUGGGGAGAUGGCGAUAUACCAUCAUUUCUUCAAGCAAGGCAUUUUCUCACAGAACAAAAUUUGAGCAAUGUACCUGGAAAAGAAGAGCUGGACAAGACACUUCCAGUUCGUAAACUAAGCCCAGAUGUAUCCAGUCCCCCUGAAGAAGGGAUAAGGAUUACCUGGAUAGGCCAUGCCUCAGUCUUAGUCCAAUUUGACGGCUUCACUAUCCUGGCUGAUCCAAUUUUUAGCAACAGAUGCUCAUUUGUAAGCUUUGCUGGCCCAAAGCGAUACCGCCCAACCCCUUGUACUGUGGAUGAGUUACCAGAAAUUGAUGCUGUUUGUAUCAGCCACAAUCAUUAUGACCACCUUGAUGUGCAAACAGUGAAAGAUUUAAAUGCUCGAUUUCCACAAUUGCAAUGGUUUGUCCCUGCAGGCUUGAAAGGCUGGAUGAACCAAACAGGUGUAACUACGAAUGUUAAUGAGUAUGAAUGGUGGGAAGGAAAGGAAAUUACUAAGACCUCUAAUCAUGUCACUUAUAGUAUGAACUUUGUGUUUACUCCAACAAAACAUUGGUGUAAUCGUGGAUUGUUUGAUCGAAAUAAAGUCUUGUGGGGAAGCUGGGCCAUAAUAGGUCCGAGAUAUAGAAUGUACUUUGCUGGUGAUACCGCAUAUUGUGCAGGAUUUAAGCAGAUUGGGCAUAAGUAUGGUCCUUUUGAUUUGGCAGCUAUACCUAUAGGUGCCUAUGAACCAAGAAAGAUGAUGGAAAAGCAACAUGAUCCUGAAGAAUCUGUGAAAAUUCAUCAGGAUGUCAAGGCUAAAAAAUCUCUUGGAAUUCACUGGGGAACUUUUGUAUUGACGUAUGAGCAUUAUUUGGAUCCCCCUAAAAAAUUAAAAGAAGCUCUCUUGAAGGCAGCUAUACCUGAAGAAGAUUUUUUCACACUUCAUCAUGGUGAAACAAAACUAAUCAUUCCUGAAAUUUCGCCAUAGCUUGUUGUCUAUGCCAUGAAUUAGUAAAUAUAUCAAUGUGAACUCCAGUAAAACUAACAAAAAUAAAUUUCAGCUCAGUUGUGAUAGAUAAUGAUAAAGUUUAUAGUGCUAAUCUGGGGUUAAAUAUUAAUCUGCUGUAAUGGUUCACGUGCUUGAGUGCUUCUGCACCGCUGUUCAUUUCAAAACUUUACAAAAUAGACUUCCAUUGAUCCAGAAAAUAUUUAUGGAAAAACAUAUUUAACAUCCUAAACAAUCGAUUAACGUAACCGACUUUGAACAACGUUUGCCUAAUUUAAAGUAUUACUGGCAAUUUUCUUUAUUGUAUUACAAUUAACAUUCCAUGUUGCGUUAAGUCGUCAACAACCAAUCAGAAUCCUUUCUGAUUUCAAUCAUCUCGGAGCCUUCGUUACCUCGCUAGAGGAUCGAGUGCUGGAAGAGACUUCUAGUCUAGCCUAUGUCGUAGGCUAUUUCUAGUCUGUGGCCGGUUGUAUUAUUAAGCCUUAUCCAAGCCCGUUUAGCUUAAACGGUGGACACGUUCAAAAUAGAAAGUAAGUUUAACAACCGAACUAAAUAUUUGUGUCCUUAAUAAUACAAAGAUACUGUCUACAACUACAUAUUCAGUACAUGAUAUUCAAGUAGACUCAUUCAAGAGAGAUCUAAGAGUGUUAUUUAAUUUUGACUUAUCCACGUUUAAGCUAAACAGGCUUGAUACGACGGGCCCUGGUCUUGAGUUCAUUUAUUUAAACAAAAAAAUCACGCUAUUGUUCUUUCCACGCAACUGAAAUUUUUAUUUACAUCGUGAUUGUGUCGCAUUGUUAAUAUUGGAACGCAUCACCUUGUCAUUGUUUCAAAGUCGGUGAUAUACACGGCAAUAUCACGUACGUGCGUAUCGGCAUACAGCCAAAAUAGCGACUGCAAAACUGAAAAUUUGCAAAAGACCGACUGAUCUGUGCCUGUGCAUGGUGAAGACGGACUACUGAAAACUACAUUUCAAAUUUUCAUAUGAAGCCGAUUUUUUUAGAUUUUCUAGGACAAAAGAA